AUGAUUAUGAAGUAUGAACGGAUCAAUUUCACAGUCACCGCGCACCCUCCCCCCCCCCCGCCCCCCGCAGACCCCAGCGACCCCUACACCAGCCCUCCAUCCCCACACUCCCCACACGGCGCACACCGCCCCAGCGGGCCGCGCCACAGUCUAAACACUUCCCGUGUUGUACAUUCCGUACGGAGGCGCCUGUUACAAUCCUUAAUGAAGACAAAAACCCAACCGGCGCCGGGUCGUAGUGAUCGUAAGCCGUGUGUAUAUCGACCGCCGGUCACACCACCGCGGGACAUACUCGUCCUCUCAGUACAUUCUUCAAUGAAGCACAGUCCGAGUGACCCGGCUCUCAUCCCUUAA
Messenger RNA from Danaus chrysippus (African queen), 354 nucleotides. NCBI's taxonomy places the organism in Eukaryota, Metazoa, Arthropoda, Insecta, Lepidoptera, Nymphalidae. The record is from the annotation of a GenBank genome assembly.